Molecule: messenger RNA, 294 nt
Organism: Cydia fagiglandana
Lineage: Eukaryota; Metazoa; Arthropoda; Insecta; Lepidoptera; Tortricidae
Product: vitelline membrane protein Vm26Ab-like
Exons: 2
Coding region: 1-294 (97 amino acids)
Source: RefSeq, a predicted model, not a curated record
AUGUUCAAGCUGGCCUUCGUCGCUCUUCUCUCCUUUGCCGCGGCCAAGCCCGGCAUCCACUCCGUGGCGUACCCGGCGGUCCCAGCAGUAGCACCAGUCGCUGCGUACACCGCUGCGUACACAGCCCCUAUUGCUGCCGCAUACACUGCUCCUGUAGCUGCCGCUUACACUGCUCCCGUAGCCGCCGCAUACACUGCUGCCGCGUAUACCGCCCCUGUCGCGGCUGCGUACACUGCCUACUCCCCUUACGCGGCAGCGUACACGGCUCCUGCGUUCGCUUACCUCCGAAAAUGA